UUUAUCUCAUCUCUUUUCUUCUCUGAACUUUUUGUCAAGCCCGUUGUUCUUGAGUUGUCGACUUGUGCCUUCGACUUAGCAGCUGGAACACCGACGUCAUCGCUUCCCCGCAUACGAGCCACAGACGAAGUAACAGACACACAUUUGAUCGCAAUGUCAUCCCUCCAUGACCCCAGACUCCUCUACAGCGUCAAUAACAUCCUUGCCUUCCAUAUCCAGAAUGGCGAAGAAACGGAACUCACUCCAUCCGGACCCCAGACCCUCUCUCUACUGAUGGUUCCCACUACCGCUUCGACUACUCAGACCGGUGGCACAGAGGGGCCAGUAGAGGAGGACUUUUAUCUUCACUUACACCUCCCACCUGAGUUGGACCUUGCACUUCCUGCAACAACGCAGAUUUACCACCAGCCGCCGAAUAGCUAUGUGAUUCCUCGUUGGGAUCUAGGACCCGAUGCGGGUGCGUUCAUUCGCAUUCAAUUCCCCGGAAUUGGGACCGGCCCCGAUAAGGUGACGCAGGAAGAUAUCGACACCUUCGAAUCAAUUCUGGCACAAUGUACAGCAUUCCACGAGCGAGCGCCUCCACCGAAGGAGCACGCUCCGUACAACCCGGCCAGCUAUGCUCCCGGAGAAGGCUACGUCUCCUCCGGACAAGCUACCUCUAGUGAUGCACAUGGAAAGAUUGUUUUGGUUGACGAGGAGAAUGGCAGUGUUGUAGGGGAGAUGGAAGGAUACCAAGUAGUGGAGCAACCUGGUGUGAAGCCAGGCUCCAAGAGACCGGUGGAAAUUCAGCUCCCUGCCGAGGGAGAGGGAAACAAAAUCAGCGUCGGUAAUGUGUCGGAAGAAUACUUGCAGAUGGCUCGUCACCCGGCAUAUAAGAACUCGACCCUUGUCCAGAAGUCUGCCAUGGCAUCCCGCUUGAUCGUGACAGGAUCAUCGUACAUUGGCAACGUCCUAACCAGUGGAGCUGAAAGCUUUACGAAGAAGACAAAACCCAAUCCCAAGCCAAUGACGUUUUCUGACACCACCCACGCACGAUUUCGAAAGAUUGGCACCCUCUCUCAUGGCGCGGCAGAUCUCUCCGCCAAAACCGUGGGUCAAGUUGGUAAAGUGGCACAGAGUUUUGGUGCCUCUCUGACCCGACGAGAGGGUAAACAGAAGGGUGUUGAUAAGUACGGAAAUGGCAGUGAUUACAAGCCGGGGAUCUUGAACAAGUCCUUGAUCGCCUUCUCAACUCUGGCGGAUGGUAUCGAGCAGGGUGCGCGCAAUGUGCUGACAUCUGGCUCUGUCGCGGCCAGCGCAAUGAUUGCACAUCGCUAUGGAGCGGAAGCCGGUGCCGUGGCGAGCAAUGUCACUGGCGGUAUCAAGAACGUCGGCCUGGUGUACAUUGACGCGUCCGGUGUGAGCCGCAAGGCUGUUCUCAAAUCCGUCGCGAAAGGAAUGGUCGUUGGACGCAUGCGCGAUGGUAAACAAGUUGUCGUUGGUACAGGUGAUGGAGGCGAGGUGCCUCCCAGUGUAGGUGGCCCCAGCCAAUCUAUGCUUGGCGGACGAGACCCCGUCGCACGACGUCCGUCUCCCAGCCCUACACCACCUCCCGCUUAUGGGGCUUCGGGUACCGUUUCGUUAGGCGGAACGGCUAUGUCAGGAGGGAAGCGCUAGAAGUUGUUUGAAGCGUGCAUCUUCGUCUUCCUCGUCUGAUUUUGUAUAUCCUUUUGUCCGAACACUGGAUGAUCGGCACGAUGGCAUACAUUUUGUUUGGUAUGUACAAGGGUUUGGAUCUAGGUUUGCCAAUUAAGGCUAUGACUUUUAUGAUAGAACUUUUAUGAACCCGAGAACCGAUCGGUUUACAUGGUUUCUUAAUACUUGUCAGCAAUAGCAUAGUGACUGAAUUAGGAAUGUUGAAUAUCACCGCGCAAGGACCGGUUCUGUUUUC
This is a messenger RNA of Aspergillus novofumigatus IBT 16806, 1930 nucleotides long. RefSeq names its product senescence-associated domain-containing protein. Gene Ontology annotation, cellular component: plasma membrane. The record is from RefSeq and is a predicted model, not a curated record. NCBI's taxonomy places the organism in Eukaryota, Fungi, Ascomycota, Eurotiomycetes, Eurotiales, Aspergillaceae. Bases 154 to 1656 code for a protein of 500 amino acids. Gene Ontology annotation, biological process: cell division. The transcript is spliced from 2 exons.